UCUGGGCGGGGACAGCUCGGCCUCGGGGCGGGGGCGGCGCUGCCUGCGGUGUGCGGCCUGUCAUGAGUCCGGCCGGGUGCUCCCAUGUGAACAGUUUUAAGGUGGAGAAUUGGAAGCAGAACCUGCGAGUGAUUUACCAGGGCUUUGUGUGGUGCGGGGCCGCCGAGAGCCGGCGGAGGAAGGCAAAAUCCUGCAUUUGUCACAUGUGUGGUGCUCACCUGAAUCGACUCCAUUCCUGCCUCUACUGUGUCUUCUUUGGCUGUUUCACUAAGAAACACAUCCACGAGCACGCAAAGGCGAAACGCCACAACUUAGCCAUAGAUCUCCUCUAUGGAGGAAUAUAUUGUUUUAUGUGUCAAGAUUAUAUAUAUGACAAAGAUAUGGAACAAAUUGCCAAAGAAGAACAAAGAAAAGCAUGGAAGUUGCAAGGGGUUGGUGAAAAGUAUUCAACAUGGGAGCCAACAAAGCGAGAACUGGAGCUACUGCGGCACAAUCCCAAGCGUCGGAAAAUAACUACAAACUGUACCAUAGGUCUCCGAGGGCUAAUAAACCUAGGAAACACCUGCUUCAUGAACUGCAUAGUCCAGGCACUGACCCACACUCCACUACUCCGGGACUUCUUCCUUUCUGACAGACACAAAUGUGAAAUGCAGAGUCCAAACUGCUGUCUCGUCUGUGAAAUGUCUAGGCUGUUUCAGGAGGUGAGAGGCAUUGGGCAGCUUGAGCCCAGAGAGUGUUCAAACAUCCAAACUGCCCAAAUACCGAUGAGCUUUGAACCUGGUCAAAAUUUUUACUCUGGGUAUCGGUCUCCACAUAUUCCAUAUAGGUUACUACAUCUGGUAUGGACACAUGCACGGCAUUUAGCAGGGUAUGAACAGCAGGAUGCACAUGAGUUUCUCAUCGCUGCACUAGAUGUCCUACAUAGGCACUGCAAAGGUGACGACAAUGGGAAGAAAGCCAGCAAUCCGAACCACUGUAACUGCAUUAUUGACCAAAUCUUCACAGGAGGGUUGCAAUCAGACGUCACUUGCCAAGUCUGCCAUGGUGUCUCCACUACGAUAGAUCCUUUCUGGGACAUCAGUCUGGACUUGCCAGGAUCUUCCACACCGUUCUGGCCACUAAGCCCAGGCUCCGAUGGGAAUGUUGUGAAUGGAGAAAGCCAUAUGUCCUCUGGGACCACCACACUUACAGAUUGUCUACGAAGGUUUACAAGACCCGAGCAUCUAGGAAGCGGUGCCAAAAUCAAAUGUAGUGGUUGCCAUAGUUAUCAAGAGUCAACAAAACAGCUUACAAUGAAGAAACUUCCCAUCGUGGCCUGUUUUCAUCUCAAAAGGUUUGAACACUCAGCCAAGUUACGACGAAAGAUCACGACCUAUGUCUCAUUCCCACUGGAGCUGGAUAUGACGCCAUUCAUGGCUUCCAGCAGUCUUUGCAGAGCCCAGAAUGAGCAAACAAUAAGCGUAGCUGUGCAAAUGGCAUUAUCCCGAAGUAAAGAGAGCAGAAUGAAUGGACAGUACCUGCAGCCUGUGGAUAGUCUAAACAAUGAGAAUAAGUAUUCGCUAUUUGCAGUCGUCAAUCACCAGGGCACCCUGGAGAGUGGGCACUACACCAGCUUCAUUCGGCAACACAAGGACCAGUGGUUUAAGUGUGAUGAUGCCAUUAUCACCAAGGCCAGCAUCAAGGAUGUGCUGGACAGUGAAGGGUAUCUCUUGUUUUAUCACAAACAGUUUCUUGAAUACGAGUAGCCUUAUCAGACUGGGGGACGCCUUCAGAACGUUACACAACCUACCUGAAAUGACUCUCAGCACUGAGGGGCUGACUUUGGUCUGAAGGAGUGAGACUGAACAGCUGAUGGAAUGAGCUGAGAGAGGCACAGCCAAUCAGACAGAGACCCUCACAGCUGCAGCAUGUCCGCAAAAGGGGCACAUUCCGCGAUGCUCCACCUGACCAAGUGUAUAACUAUAAUAACAAAGCACCCACUGAUAUGCACAUGGGGCUGAAAGCAAAGGAUGGUAUUAAUGACUUGCAAAUACUUUUUUUUGUGGAUUUAGAUAUUAAAUACUGUAUGAAACUAGUAGGCAUCUAUUUUCAGAAAAUGGCCAUUAAAGCUGAAUGCAGUAA
Messenger RNA from Callorhinchus milii (elephant shark), 2121 nucleotides. It is a transcript of the gene usp22, whose product is annotated as ubiquitin specific peptidase 22. The record is from RefSeq and is a predicted model, not a curated record. Gene Ontology annotation, biological process: protein deubiquitination. Lineage: Eukaryota; Metazoa; Chordata; Chondrichthyes; Chimaeriformes; Callorhinchidae. The transcript has 14 exons. Gene Ontology annotation, molecular function: cysteine-type deubiquitinase activity; zinc ion binding. Bases 63 to 1745 code for a protein of 560 amino acids.